GAAAUAAUGGUUACAAAUGUAGACUAACAGCUAAUAAUGCCAUUGGUGUUAAACACACAUUAUGAUAUCAAUGAAAAGUGUCGAGAAAUUCACUCAAGCCAAGUAGUAGGCCUUGCCCAUGCAAAGUGAGGAUGUCGAUUGCGCGUUUACUCCAGUCAUGACGGUAGUUAAAACCCGCAGUAACUUGUUUAUUUCUGCCUGGCGAUGGUCUUGACUGCACGCCUACCUCAGCAGACUUAUCCCCUAUGCCAAAGCUAGUAGUUGCACUGCGGCCAGCUUGGUAACUUGCGUAGCCUUCACCGCUUGAUUGCUGCGGCUUUUUCAAUCACUGACGCGUCUAAUUUUAAGACCUGGAAUAGGCUUUGUUUAAUAGCACCUAUUUACCUAUAGGCUAUAAUAUAUAUAUAUUUUUGUUGUUAUCUUAUUCUGUCUUGGUAGGACGCAUAGACUAAGUCUUCAUAAGGUAAGGCUAUUAGGGAUAGUUUUAGAGCAAGUAGGCUAUUAUUUUCAUCAGGAGUUAGCUUUCAAGCUAAAUUAAGAAGUCUGUUUUGAUGCCGGAUUUUGAGCAUUUCAGAUUUUCAUACUCAAGCAUGAAUCCAUUAUUGGGGGAGAACGCGUUCCUGGUUCAGCAACAGCAGCAUAACCAGAUGGGGAGCCAUUCUAAUUCUUCCAUGACAGGCCUAGACUCAUACGGUGCAUCUGACUCAGGCUUCAUCUUGGGCGAGCACACCGUGUUUGGACAAGAUGGGAUAUCUGGCCUGGACUUUAAUGCGCUGCCACCUUCGGGACUCGCGUAUCUGCACCAGAACAACAUGCACCGUGCGCCACCGCCCCCCGCAGCGAUGGCCCUGCGUAACGACUUGGGCUCCAACAUCAGUGUUCUCAAGACCUUGAAUUUGCGCUUCCGUUGCUUUUUGGCUAAAGUUCAUGAACUGGAGCGUCGGAAUAAAGUUUUGGAGAAGCAGCUUCAGCAGGCUUUGGAGAAUAAUGAGGACAAUUCAGAACGACACGGGAAAAAGCCAUUGACUAAGGAAAUGGGAGUCCAGACUGGUUUCGUAGGGCCCAUUGCAGUUAGGCCCGGACAUAUCCCACUCCAGAACAUCAAUAACUCUGCAUACCUGCCCGGGGGUCUUCUCUCUCCAUCACUCAACAGGCCUACAACUCCCUCCUUUGAGUCCAACAGCAAAUCAGUAUUUAGGAACUUGACUCUUACUGACUCGAAUUCCGACCUCAAUUCCAACCAACUCACUCCACAUAUAUCCAUCAGUCCUUUAUUAACCCCUACUGAUCCUUCCAAGACUAUAUCCAACAUUAACGAGAAAUAUGUCAGUUCUGGGACUGGUAUGUCUACUAACCCGCCUCCCCAGUUCCUUCCUGGCACCGUUUGGUCCUACAACCACGACCGCAGGUUUGGCGCGUGGAGAGAGUCGCGUGUAACGGGCACAGGUGUGCCUUGUGCCCAAACGGACGGAGUAGGUGUUCAAAUCGACACCAUCACCCCUGAAAUACGGGCCCUGUACAACGUAUUGGGCAAGGUGAAACGAGAAAGGGAUGAGUAUAAACACAGAUGGGAGGAAGAAUACACAGUCAGAGUGGACCUCCAGGAGAAAGUGACUGAGCUGGAGGAGGACCUCCAGGAGAGCGAGGUCUGUCAGGAUGAGCUGGCCCUCAGGGUGAAACAGCUGAAAGCUGAGCUGGUCCUCUUCAAAGGUCUUAUGAGCAACAACCUGUCGGAUCUGGACAGUAAGAUCCAGGAAAAGGCCAUGAAGGUGGACAUGGACAUCUGUAGACGUAUCGACAUCACAGCUCGCCUGUGUGACGUGGCCCAGCAGAGGAACUGUGAAGACAUGAUCCAGAUCUUUCAGAUGGCCACACCUCCUUCCACUCUGACCCGCCGGCCCCGGAAGCAGGCGGCCCAAUCGGUUAACGGGGACGAACCAACCAGCAUCUCUGAGAGCGAGGCGGGCAAGGAUGAGGAGUCGUGUAGCACGUCAGCCAAUCAGAUCAAUGAGGAAAUGCAGAGGAUGCUGAACCAGUUGAGGGAAUGUGAGUUUGAGGACGACUGUGACAGCCUGGCCUGGGAGGAGACUGAGGAGACUCUGCUGCUGUGGGAGGAUUUCCCAGGAUACACUCUGGGAGCAGUGGAGACCCAGGGAGAGCAGCAGGAGGAGUCCAUAGAGAAGGUGAUACAAGACACAGAGUCCCUCUUCCAGACCAGAGAGAAGGAGUAUCAGGAGACCAUCGACCAGAUCGAGUUGGAGUUGGCCACGGCUAAGAGUGACAUGAACAGACACCUGCACGAGUACAUGGAGAUGUGUUCCAUGAAGCGAGGCCUGGACGUGCAGAUGGAGACGUGCAGGAGACUCAUCACCCAGAGUGGAGACAGGUAUCAGACACCUCUGCAUGGUGCUGAACACUCUAAACGCUCAAAAAGAUACCCUAGGAAAUCUCCCCCUCUCAUUACUGCAGCAAUGGAGGACUCUGAUGACGGCGAGAAGGAGAGGAAUAAGGCGUCCCCACCCGCAGACUCUGAAAGUGAUGAACCCUACUGUGACACAGAGGUUAAUAGUGGUACCGUCCCUCACUUACCAUGGAGGAAGUCCUAACCCUUACUGAUGAUGCUCUGUAGAUGUACUAUAGUCUGGAUAGUGCUGUUGUUUACAUUUUUUGCCAGGGCCAAUUGUCACCACUGUCCUCUUGUGGUUCAGGUUAUUACGACACCUAAUCUGAGGAUAGAACUAAAUGGCACUUAUACAAGGAAAUCAAUUGGAUUUCUUAACAUUGUGCUAUUUAUAUGAUAUGAACGAUCAAAAUAAAUAUAUUUUUGUUAAGUUUGCCAAUUGAUCUUGCUAUAUGUACUGUAUCAAGGUCCAACCGAAAACAAUUUGCACUCAGUCUUUGUGCAGUUACAGAUUUGAAACCACAGCUGAAUUUUUGAAGGCAAACAAAAAAAAUGCACAAUUAGCAAACUAUUUGCACAGGAUAUGUAAUUAUCUAGUAGUCUGUCGCAGUCAAACAAAAUGAACAUUUACAGUUUGUUAAAGGGAAAGGGCCUAGCUGUUGAUAGCCAUCUAUGAAAAUUUAUUUUCUUCUUAGUUAAUAUCCUUCUCAUCUAUUUUCCAUUUUUAAAAGUAUGGAUACAAUUUCUGAGAAACAUAUCGAAGGAUGUAAAGCCUUUUUAAUCAAUCUCACAACAUUCAUAUGUACACAACAUGUUAUUAACAGAGAGGUUCAGAACAUUCGUAUUUACAUUUUACAUUUUAGUCAUUUAGCAGACGCUCUUAUCCAGAGCGACUUACAUACAUAUAUAUUUUUUCAUAUUCGUAUGUACACAACAUGUUAUUAACAGUGAGGUUCACAACAUUCGUAUGUACACAACAUGUUGUUAACAGAGAGGUUCACAACAUUCGUAUGUACACAACAUGUUAUUAACAGAGAGGUUCACAACAUUCGUAUGUACACAACAUGUUAUUAACAGAAAAGUUCACAACAUGUUUUAUUAUUUUUUUAUUUGCUUGGUUACAUAUUCAUGCACUUUAUUUAUUUCAGCACUUUUUCAUUCGUCAUUGAAAUUCAGAUAGAUACAGUAUUUUAUUUUGAAAUGAAUAAAUAACUUAUUUUUA
This is a messenger RNA of Coregonus clupeaformis (lake whitefish), 3623 nucleotides long. Its product is annotated as non-homologous end joining factor IFFO1. Bases 552 to 2606 code for a protein of 684 amino acids. Lineage: Eukaryota; Metazoa; Chordata; Actinopteri; Salmoniformes; Salmonidae. The record is from RefSeq and is a predicted model, not a curated record. The transcript is spliced from 9 exons.